Salvelinus namaycush (lake trout) is the source of this 2121-nucleotide messenger RNA. Its product is annotated as protein FAM210A-like. The record is from RefSeq and is a predicted model, not a curated record. Lineage: Eukaryota; Metazoa; Chordata; Actinopteri; Salmoniformes; Salmonidae. Gene Ontology annotation, cellular component: mitochondrion. The transcript is spliced from 3 exons. Bases 186 to 1157 code for a protein of 323 amino acids.
CAUUGGUUGUCUCACUCUAAUCAGCAGAGCGAGAUGAGGACAGCGUGUUGAUAGCUAUCAACCUGCUAUUAAUGUCUACGCUAUUCUUGUAAACCUUUAUUAGCUUCUUCGUCUAAUGUUAAUUGUUAUUUUAAUUAAUCCGCUUUAUAGACCGGGCUUUGUGUGUAGUUUUUGCGACGGGAACCAUGUUUUUGUGUCGUGGAGCGAGGCUGUCGGCCACGGCUUUGGAGCUGGGUUUAAACUCCACGACCAGGGCAGCGGCGCAACUUAAAGCAAACAGACCAGCUGACAUUACCUGGCCAUUGCGUAACAGCCAUACAUUACAUCGCUCCCGAGCGUUUUGUGGAUAUGUCCGUGGUGGUGGCCGGGAUGAUUCUGCACUUUCGCCUGAUGGAAAGCGAGAAAAGAGGGAGAAGGACAUGUUUUCCAUCAAAAACUGGGACUCGGUUCGUUUCAUAAUCACACAUCGGGAACAAUUACCUCGAGUAACCCUGUUCGCUUUCAAUUUCUCCAACAAAACUAUUUUCAGCCCUACAUAUUGUAACACUAGCUUACCGCUACAUCGGACGAAUGGAGGCCAAAACAGACAGAAACUACAUAUAGAUGGACUUGAAACUGUUUUGUUUACGUCUGGCGCGAAGGUCUGCAAGCAUCGCUGCUGUCCCACAUCGACUGUGCAAAUGAGGGAUCUAUCGUCUGUUGCUGCCGCGCCAAAAGGCCUGGAAGACUCGACCGCUGUCUUCAAAGGGGACCAGACUCCAAAAGAAGCCUCAGCCAAGGUCCCUGAGGAGCCCAAGGUACCGGAGCCCGAAGAGGACAAACCUAGCAAGGCCCAGCAGCUGAAGAAGGUGUUUAAGGAGUACGGAGCAGUUGGAGUCUCCUUCCACAUAUGCAUCUCUCUCAUGUCUCUGGGAAUGUUCUACCUUGCUGUGUCCAGUGGGAUUGACAUGACUGCCAUCCUGUACAAGAUAGGUUUUAGUGAAUCUCUGCUUCAGUCCAAGUUGGCGGCGGGGACCAGUACAUUUGUCUUAGCGUACGCCGUCCACAAGCUCUUCGCUCCUCUCCGUAUCAGCAUUACUCUGGUGUCGGUGCCUCUCCUCGUUCGGUACCUCAGAAAGACUGGCCUCUUCAAGACCCCCAACUCACCCACACCCUGAUUGGCAGACACCACCACCUCACCCACAGCCUGAUUGGCAGACAUCACCACCUCACCCACAGCCUGAUUGGCAGACACCCCCACCUCACCCACAGCCUGAUUGGCAGACACCCCCACCUCACCCACAGCCUGAUUGGCAGACACCCCCACCUCACCCACAGCCUGAUUGGCAGACACCCCCACCUCACCCACAGCCUGAUUGGCAGACACCCCCACCUCACCCACAGCCUGAUUGGCAGACACCCCCACCUCACCCACAGCCUGAUUGGCAGACACCCCCACCUCACCCACAGCCUGAUUGGCAGACACCCCCACCUCACCCACAGCCUGAUUGGCAGACACCCUCACCCACAGCCUGAUUGGCAGACACCCUCACCCACAGCCUGAUUGGCAGACACCCUCACCCACAGCCUGAUUGGCAGACACCCUCACCCACAGCCUGAUUGGCAGACACCCUCACCCACAGCCUGAUUGGCAGACACCCUCACCCACAGCCUGAUUGGCAGACACCCCCACCUCUAUAACUUCCAUAACCUUACAAAUAUUCCCUGUUUUUUCAGAUAUGGCUUGUGGAGGAUUUCUAGACUCAGGAAGGAUUAAGCUUUGAGGAGUUCCUGUAACUUGGAAUUCUUCAACAGGAUUUCUGCAGGAGAACAGACAGGGACUUUUUGGGAUGUUUUUCUGAAUGUUGAAACUUCUUGAUAACCCACGAAGCCCACUUUUAACCCACCUGUAAAUAAACAUUUUCCUUUUUAUAUAGGAAAGUUCAGUAGUUAGACCUCACGAUGUCUGUUUCAAGGCUCUGCAGUUUCCGUUUGUUUAUUUUGUUACCUUCGCUUCUGCUGAACAGAAGUCAUGGUCCAUGGUGAUUUUGUUGAGCCGGUAGCUCACGAAGAAAUACACGCCAUGUCUUUCUGUGAAUUAUUGGAACAAAAUAUGAAAGAAUAAAGUAUGAAUCCACUGUU